AUGAGGCCACAGGACGUAGCAGCGUACUGUACUUGCAACAACCUCCCGAACCCGAUGAACAACACCAUACGGACCUCCCAUAGAACCCAAGCCGCCACAGCCGACUCAUGCACCAACACCCAAGAUGGGGAUAGACAACAGGAGACCCCUGAGCGAACCACACACACUAUCACUCUAGAGACUGAAAAUCCUGAUCCUAGAGCCACGAUCCCACACGGAACGAGGAUAGCUCUCCUUUCCAUGAGACCCACAUCGCACAUACAAACAACCCAGCUGAUUAACUUACGCAAGGCUAGGACACAAGGCACAGGGAGGGAGGGAGGGAAAACAACAUAA
This is a messenger RNA of Pelobates cultripes (western spadefoot toad), 336 nucleotides long. Lineage: Eukaryota; Metazoa; Chordata; Amphibia; Anura; Pelobatidae. The record is from the annotation of a GenBank genome assembly.